Miscanthus lutarioriparius is the source of this 966-nucleotide messenger RNA. Lineage: Eukaryota; Viridiplantae; Streptophyta; Magnoliopsida; Poales; Poaceae. The record is from the annotation of a GenBank genome assembly.
AUGUCGAUCCUGUAUAGGAUACGACGUCAGUUUUUGUGGUAUCCUACCACUCUUCCUGUCUUCAUCCUGUUUACUGCUGUCUGCUUUGCUCAUACAUUUAGAACCAUAGCUAGCUGGAUGGUCAACUACUCCUAUCCUAGCAAAGUGGUAGCGGAUUACAUGAAGGAUUAUGCCGCCGCCGCCGUGGCUGCCAACUCAACAUUAGCAGGAGGUGAUCACUCCUUUGACCCUGUCACCAUGAAGGGCUGCAGGUACAUCGUCCACUGGCCUGCCUACAAGGUCACCGGUACAUGGAAUGGUAAAAGCUCCUUGUACAGAUGCGAGGCAGUACCAAAGGAAGGUGUUGUUACUGUUGGCAUAAUCUGGGACGAGGGCAAUGAAGAAAAGCUCAUCUCACAUGGUCUCAACAGCUUGCGAAUUAAAGGUGCAUGCCUAUCGUAUUCCUUGUCCCACCUGCUGAGGCGUCGCUUCUUCGGGAUGGAUUGUGCUGAGGCUAGCCUUCCAGAGACACGUCGGUUCGUUCUUGAAGGGUUGCUAUCAGAUAACAACGCUAGUGAUGAGUACACAGAAGCAUUCAGGGAUAUCGAGAUGGAGUUAGCAUUCCUGUAUGAUUUCUUCUACACAAGAAUAAUAUGUGACGAUGCAGAGUUGAGAAGCAGGCAGCUUCCCUGCUAUGACAACCAUGAAGUCGCAACCAAAUUAUCAUGCUACUGCGCAUAUCUGAUGUCUAAUGUCCCAAAGUUGCUUCCAGGGAAUUCCAUUGAUACCAGGUCUAUCUUUGAUGAAGCGAUGUACAAAGCCAGAGAAGCAUUGGGAACCAAUGCUCGAGACAGAGAUGGACUUCAGAGGGCCCUAUCGUGCUCUGGAGUCGACAAUAGCAUCCUAACCAAAGGACUCAAGCUUGGGACAGAGCUGGAGGCCAUAGAAGACACUUCUAGGCGCUGGAAGGUUUCAUUGAACCUCUAA